AGGCUUCAGUGGGAGCUGAAGGCAGAAGUGUGGUGACAUGCACCUGAUCCCUGUGUUCCCAGGAUAGCGCCCUAGAAGGCUGGGCAAGGGAGGGAUGAACCUCCACCCAAAUCCUCCUCUCUCCAAUUGCUUUGCAGCAGAUCAGCAUUGCACAUGGGGCCGUUCUUCUCCAUCCGAGAAGGAAGCAAGGCAAAUGGAAAUCAAUUCGAUCCCAAAGGAGUGCUCCUUUCUCAGGGGCCUUUGGGGGAAAUACAGCCCCAACCUCUCCUAGAAGACAAAUGGGAAGAGUCUCCCCCACUUUGGCCGCUGCCCAGUGUGCAGGCUACCAGGAGAUAUCCACUUGGCAAGUGUUUCUCCCCUGAGACCAACACCUACUGCUAGGACCCAGCUUGCCGGCCAGCCUUCCACUACUACCUUGAGUGGGAGGGAGAAACCAAACCCCCAGCCAGACCCACACAGCUUAGGUGUUGGAUUGUAAGAGCUCACACAGGCAGCAGCAGUGGCAGAUUGCAGCAGCAGCUGUGAGGGCAGUCGGCAGAUGAGGACUUGAAGACUGAGUGGUAUUCUUCAACCCUUCUGUGAGAGGAGCUGCCAGGUUGGUGCUGGCAAGCGGGAGUCAGCUGUCCCUCGGCUGCAUUCCAGGCAUUCCCAGGGACUUCUAAGGCAGGUUGAGAAAACGCUCAGGAGGGGAAGGCAUUCAAAAACAAUCCGAGAAGAGAUUUUACCUUGAAACUAGGACCAUGGUUUCUGGAUUUCAGUACAGCCUCUUUUUGUUCCUGUGCUUCACAGCAUGCCAGGGAUCUCCAGCUUCCCAGAACUGUCUCAACAAACAGCAGCUCCUGGCUGCCAUCCGCCAAAUGCAGCAGUUCUUAAAGGGGCAGGAAACGCGGUUUGCAGAGGGAGUGCGCGUCAUGAAGAACCGGCUGAUAACUCUGCAGAACUCGGUGACAAAAGCUGCCCCAGACCCACAAUCCGUGUCCUGCCCUGCACUGGAUGCCCCCAUAGAUGGCAGAAGAUUUGGUACCAAGUACUUUGUGGACCAUGAAGUCCAUUUCACCUGCGAACCUGGUUUCCAGCUCACUGGUUCCAGCACCCGAGUGUGUCAGGCAAAUGGCAGCUGGACUGGAGAAGCACCGCGGUGCAAAGUGAUCAGCAAAUGCUCGAGCAAUCCCUGCCAGAAUGGUGGAACUUGUGUGGAUGGAAUAAACCAGUACAAGUGCACUUGUCCUCAAGGGUGGACCGGUGAGAACUGCCAGUACCAGUCACAAACAGUCCCACCUGCAUGGAGUGUUACAAACGACCCAGCUUUCAGUCGCAAGCCACGCUGUGCCAAAAUCGACAGGACCCAACACUGCAGCUGCGAAGCCGGCUUCCACAUGAGCGGCACGGCCGACAACAGCAUAUGUCAGGACGUAAAUGAGUGUGAGGUUUACAAGCUGGAGGGAGCCCCUCGUCUGUGCAUGCACGCCUGUGUCAACGUUCCUGGCUCUUACCGCUGCUCCUGCCCCAGUGGAUACAAGCUCCUCGGAGAUGGGAAAAGCUGUGAAGAUAUAGACGAGUGCAGCCUGUCCCAGCACAACUGCACCAGGGGCAUGACGUGCAUUAACACAGGAGGGGGCUUCCAGUGCGUCAGUGCCGAGUGCCCUCGGCCCAGCGGCAAUGCCAGCUAUGUGAGAACAUCGCCAUUCCAAUGUGAACGCAACCCCUGCCCAAUGGACAACAGAUUGUGCCAUCAUGCCCCAAAGUCCAUCUCCUUCCAUUAUCUCCCUCUGCCUUCCAACCUAAUAACCCCCACCCCUCUCUUCCGCAUGGCAACUGCCUCCGCCCCAGGCCGGCCUGGGCCUGACAGCCUGCGCUUUGGGAUUAUUGGGGGCAACAACCGAGGGCAUUUCGUGAUGCAGCGCUCCGAUCGUCAGACAGGAGAACUGAUCCUUGUGCAAAGCUUGAAAGGACCCCAGACCAUUGAGGUGGAGGUGGACAUGUCUGAGUAUCUGGAUCGCACCUUCCAGGCGAAGCACGUCUCCAAGAUCACAGUCUUCGUGUCUCCCUAUGAGUUUUAAAGAGAUACAAUUUCUGCAAGUCAGCAAAUAAACAGCCGCAAGGACUGUUCCUGUUCAUCCCUCGCUUUCUUUCAGCACUGACUCGAAUGAAGUUCCUUUUUUUCGAAAUGAUGAAAGGCCACGGCACUGCAGCAGUUCUAAAAAACAGGACCUUAAAAGCCCAGUGCUGAGAGACAAGACAAACCACAUUACUCUGGCAAUGCCAGGAUGGGGCUUGCAAUAAUCUCAGACUCAUUUGUUCUUGGGAAGUUUUGACUCUGGACACUUCUGACUUUGCUUCUCACCAUCUUCUGUAGCACAUGCCUCCAGGAACACUAAUCAUAGUAACAGAGAUGUAGCAAUGAAAUCCAGAUUAUAGCCUAUAUAAACCUCCAUAGAGUAAAUAUCCUUCCAUCAGAUUUCUGAUUGAUUUGUCUGCUCCAUCUCCUGGCUGGUUUUACACUCACGUACAUGGAAAGCAGCCAGUGAAGUGUGAAUGAAAUCAUGUGCUCUCCAGCAGCUGCACCCGCCCAGAAAGCUGCCCUGCCCUGCAGUCAGACUAGCAGCAGGCCACAUGCCCAGCAGUUAUCAGUGACACCUCCCCACCAAUUGAAAAACGGGCUAGUGUGACAUCUUUGAACCAAUGGGAUGUUGCUUAUAACUCCUUUGUCCUCAUCCAAUCCCCUUAAAAAGGCCUCCCGAAGCAUUUGCCCCAAUAAAGGGUUGAAGUCUGUAGAUGUCAAUUAACUAAGACCAUGAACAUUUUUUAGAAAACUCAGUUGAAUCAGUUUGCUGAAUAGGAGCGUACACAAGCGCAAAGAGAUGAUAGCACAGGCUGGGCUUGGUACCCAGGGCUGUAAGAUUCUCUGCAAGACAGCUCCAGAGAGUGGCUCCAGUUCUCCUGUCGUUCUAGUUCUGUGUGUUGCUACUGAGCACAGCCUACCAAGGGCAUGAUCGUGCUCCAGGGUCAAAUCAGGGUGGGAAGCUGCCAUCAGUGCAGCAGUGCGGGAUGAAGUUCCUUGAGUUCUGAAUUGCAUAACAAUGUGUGGGAGUUCUGCGGUGUGGCUGGAUCUCCAGGGGAGUAGACUAAGACUGCCAAUUGCUUUAACUGGUAACAUAACCAGAGUUAGAAUCCAAGUCUCAUGUUUAGCACAGGGUAACAUGGCACCAAAAUAAUCCAUAUCAAUAGCCCACCAUGCUACAAUUACAGAUUACAGUUAGUAGGUAAUAGUACCUUGACUCCCUCCCCGAAAGGGAUAAGGCAUUUGAGGCUUUAUUAACAGAAAACACCCAGCACAGAUAGCAUGGAGAUACCAUAUGUCCUUUAAAAAAAUAUAAAAAGUCAAGGUCUGUUCUACUCUCUGUCAUGAGCUAUUUGCCUUUUUAAAGAAACAUUUCAGAGUAAGAGUAUUUGUUAAAAUAUAUAUUUAUGAGAAAGCAAUUAAGGUUUAAAUUCCUCUUAUGAAGAUACCCUUUGAAUUGUAAUAGAUGCUAAACUUUCUAAAUUUUGAUCUCUCCCAUAGAGUUUGAUGGAGCCCCCAAUCCCCACCCCUUUUAGUGGAGCCCUGCUAUAGAAUUCUCUUGGAUGGUUCUAAAAACUAUUGGAAGGAGCUCAUUCUGCAUUAAAUUCUACGGGCCAGAUCCUGAGCUGGUGUGAAUCAGCAUAGUUCCAUUGAUUUCAGUAGAGUUACUCCAGAUGUGUACUGAGCUCACAAUUUAGACCCAAACCACCUCUUUUUAGACUUUUUUUCCCCCUGCACUCACAUCAGACAAUGAAAAUGGCCGGUUUUGUGACAUCACCAUGCCCCUCAUCUUGCAUUUGGAAUGCAGAAUAGCGGGUGCUAUCUUACAGUGCUUGGGACACAUUCUGCUCCCAGUUUCACUCCUGCAGCCCUAGAGAAGCACAUAGGUCAAAUUCCCCCCCGGGGGUAAAUCAAUGGUAUUACUCCUAGGAAGAAUUUGUCUCAGUGGGUUGAUAAACAAUGGAGCUGGCUGCAGAAUGUGGUGUGCAUUCAACUGCCAUCCAGCUAAGGAUUUGGGUUUUUUGUUGGUUUGUUCAUUUUUUAAGCCUGCUCUCAUCACCUGGGUACCUCAGCACGUUGCUCCAAUGGCUGCUUCUCAAGCUUCCUUCAUCAACAAGAUGAAAUGUGUCUGUUUCUUUCCAGCACCUGCAUCCAAGGGUGAGAGGUUCAUGCUCCUUCCUUUUAUGCUAUAGUAUCAUCCGACACAGGAAGGAGACUAGGGGCCAUGCUCACACGUCUACAUAGGAGGGUCUGACAUACACCACCUACUCAUGCUGAUGCAAUUUUCUAAGGAAACCCCCUCUGCACAUUCAUGGGAAACUCAAACCCACAGACUUUCCCCCAAGUGGGGCCUGAGCUAAUACCACCGAAGGCCAUGGGAAUCUUGCCCUUGGGUUCAGUGGGCUUUGGAUCAGAUCCCUGGUGCAUAGCCCCACAAAUAACCCUGUAGUGGUGUGGUUAGUAUUGAACCCUGGGCAUUUCUUUUCCCUGGCAAAUGGUACCAAUAUUGGGCCAGAUUCUUCACCGGUGUAGAUGGGAGGUAGCUCCAUUGAGACACUUGCCUGCACCAGCUAAGACUCUGGCCCAUUAUCUUUGCAUAAUCUUGAAGCAAUUUACAUCUGGAGUUUGAAAUCCACGUUGUUGUUUAAUCUAAAUACACAUGCACUUGGGAUGUUGCUUUGUAGACUUUCUACCAGUCCGAUAACUUCUCUUGGGCUUAGCCCUGUGCAGCUGUGUUACAGCUGGAUGCAACCAUCCCGAAGACAGAUGACAGGCUCUCUCCUGUCCGUUUAAGCACAGAUAUCUGCAGCCAAUGAGGCAGACAUGCACUUCUCCUGGGGGCUCCAGGAGCACUCCAGCACAGAGAGGCCGGGAACCAGAGAACACACUGGUGCCCUGUUGCUGUGCAGGGGUAAUAGGGAGCCCCUGGCACCUCAGCCCCUGAUUGACCUUUCACACCCCUUGAGCAGUAAAGCACAGCCUGGACCUCUACAACGCCUUGUGGGCAAUCAUAAUACCCAGUUUUCAUAGUACUUUUCAUCAGUGGAUCUCAAAGUGCUUUACUCCCAUUUUACAGAUGGGGAAACUGAGUCAUGGAGCUGUGAAGGGGCUUCCCCAAGAUCACCCAGCAGGCCAGUGGCUGAUUAUCUCCUGAGGUCCAGUCCAGUGCUCUAGGCACUUCCCCUUCAAGAACUGAGUUGUGUCAUAUCUUCAAACCAAUUCUGUGGCAUUGGAGGGAGUUCAUUGACUUGUCAAGUAAAUGAAACUGCAGAGACAAAACAGCGCUGCUUCCCCCCUGGCAAUCAGCAUUGCUGGAUAUGGAGGUCACAGAUGAGCUCUCUGAAAUGUUCUUAAUUUACUGUACGUGUCCCAUCCUGGUUCCCACUGCUGGUCAGAAGGCCACCGUCUCUCAGCUCUGUGCUGGGCAAUGAAUGAGGGAGAAAGAAGAUAAACAUGUUUCCUAUCAGCGCUCAGUGUGACCCUGCUGGCCAGGGCAUGUGAGCUUAACCAAUCAAAUGCAGCCGAACCCCUCGCCCGCCUUUCAGUAAAAGACCAGUUCCCCAGAUCUACUCAGUUGUAAGUACUGUCGGCCAGACUGGGCAAACAAAUGCCCUGUGACUAAACUGGAUUUCAUAAACACGCUGCUUCUUUGGGCCGCUUCCCCUCAAUAUCCUGGCACAGCUUUUCCAGUCACUCAAACAAAAUAAAACCAAGAGGCGCUCAGAUUGCUGGGUGCCAAUAGGAGAACCUGAAUAUAGAGAGAUCCCUCCUGGUUAAGCAGCAGCACAUAUAGCUCUGGUUUUGAGAGUGGCCUUGGGCUUGCUUUUGAGACCUAGUCCAUGACAGAAGUGACCUAGUUGGCCCUCCCUUGGAGGACUGGGAGAUUUAAACUGUGCACCCACAUGAGCAGCUCUAGGACAGGCAUGGCCAAUGCCCGCAGCCACCACAGCCAUAGCUGGAGCACUAGGAUGGCCAUCAAAAGCUAGGUGGUGGGAGGGGAAACAAGUGACAACUUCAGAAAGAAACAGGGGAGGAGAAUUGAGGUCAAUGUUUCAACCAGAAUUUGGAUCAGGGUCAGGCCUGGGGCAGAGACACCCACGGUCAGAGGCCCAUGACUUGCUACUGCCAGGAACACGAAAAUGAAUGAAACUAGCAAGCCAGAAGGUACUAGAAUGGAAAUGAGAUCAUCAGCACAAGCGUCUCCCCCAAGCAAUAGAUAAGGAGGCUGCAUCAGAGCAAUGGGCCAGUCUUCACACUGUAAAAAGAUUCAGGCAGACAAGGGAACCACAGGACAGAAUGAAAAGGCUCCCCAGAAACCCUGAAGCCCAGUGCCAACUGGCAGCAUCUGAUCUCCUUCCUGCUGAUCCAGGGCAGGGUUUGGAGCUUCUUUAGCAUUCUCAGUGCUGGGACAAUAAGGAAGAGAAUGCAGCCUAGAGCAGUAGGUAAGUUAUACAGGACGGCAGCAUCAGAUCCAGACUUCAGUGGUUCAGAGUCUGCCCUUUGUAGCUCAGCUACUGGGAAAUUGAAUUUCUGAGCUUUAUAAAGUGACAACAUUCAAAUCAUUAUUGUUCUGGGGUUGUUUAUCCUAGGGCCAGAGAGAGACCGGGCAGGGGAAACAGUUCUGACAGUUUAGAGUGUGUGCAUUAAUUAAAAUGGUUUCUAGUAAGAAUGGCUUGUGACAGUUGUUGUUGUCAUAAUCUUGUCCCGCAAUGAUCAUAUCAGGCCAUGAAGUUUGAGAAUGAAUUGGGAGACUCACAUGGGGUCCUCUGGAAGGGUGUUUGAUCUGAAAAGCUUCACUUUCCUUGCAAUAUUACAUCGAACAGUGUGGGAAAGUGUUAAAGCAUGCUCCAGACACAGCUUGCACAGAGGAUAUAUCUUGGUCCCUUCUCUGUUGAUUUUCAUUCCUGCAGUAUGCCCUAUCUGCAAUCUCACAAGAGCAGAUGUUAUUUCCCGAGUUGCUUUGUCACAAAUGAGGUGAUCCUGGCAAGCUGCAGUCUUGCACCAGCAAAGAACAAGAUGACUGCAAUGGUGAGGUCAUGUCCAACGUGCAGAAGAAGGUACGCUUCUGCAGAAGGUUUAAAAGAGCUGAGGUUGAAGGAUGUAGAGCAUGAGGUCAGCCACAAAUGAGGUUGGAAGAUGCAAUUUUUGAGGGAUUUAAGAAGCCUAAAUCCUCCCAUACUGACUUUUCUUUUUUCAGCUGGAUAUAGCAACAUUUACAAGUUAAUACAAAGAUCAGAAAUCCAUUCGAGGGCUUCAGGAGAUGCAGAGUGCACCUUUGCUAGACCUCCGGGGAAUGAAAAGAUGGGGCACUUCUUCACAAUAUGUUUGAUGCUUUGGAGGUUUCCACAUUCACACUGUGGUGAAUCGUUGAUUCUCCAUUUGUGCAUCAGGUGCACGCAUCUUCCAUGUGACAUCCUCAUAUGGUUGAUGGUCAUCCACUGUCUUCGAUGGAGCAAGGAACCAGGGGGUUCAAUAGUGGGAUCAUCUAUGAGGAGCUUGUUGUUUACAUCAGAACCUGUAUGCACCAGGUGUCUUCUGGAUUGAAACUGGAUGACAGAAGAGCUUCUCCAGCUGCCCCGAAUGGUCAGCAAGACUUACAGCAAGUGCGAGGUGUAUGAACCAGGUUGUCAUGGAGUGGGAGCUUUUGGUUAGUGAGAGCUUUCUUGCACUUGUGAAACAUUGCCAUCUCUCACCAGAUGGUUGGAGGAAGGAUGUUUGCGAAGACUGGAAGCCAGCACAG
Dermochelys coriacea (leatherback sea turtle) is the source of this 7802-nucleotide messenger RNA. RefSeq names its product fibulin 7 (gene FBLN7). The record is from RefSeq and is a predicted model, not a curated record. NCBI's taxonomy places the organism in Eukaryota, Metazoa, Chordata, Testudines, Dermochelyidae. Bases 741 to 2060 code for a protein of 439 amino acids. Gene Ontology annotation, molecular function: calcium ion binding. The transcript has 8 exons.